AUGAACCAGCGCACUCAUCUGGGCACUACCUAUCUGGACAUAGCAAAAGGCGCUGUUGAGACUUUUAUGAAGCUCAGGGGCAGAGAUCCAGCGAGCCGAGGGGACCGGUACAUGUUGGUAAAUUUUGAAGAGCUUCCAUACGGGAUUAAGGCCGGAUGGAAGGAAAGCCACGCCACUUUUAUGACAGAGUUGAGAAACCUGCAGGCAAACGGACUCACGAGUAUCGGCCAUUCCCUGAGGACGUCUUUUGAUUUGCUCAAUCUCAAUAGAUUAGUGACUGGAAUAGACAACUAUGGGCAGGGAAGAAAUCCAUUUUUCCUUGAACCCGCCAUCAUCCUCGCCAUCACCGACGGCAACAAGCUGACGAGCACCGGGGGAGUCCAGGACGAGCUGCACCUGCCUCUGACCACGCCCCUCCCGGGCGCGGAGCUCACCAAAGAGCCCUUUCGAUGGGACCAGCGUCUGUUCGCGCUGGUGCUGCGGAUAGCAGGAGUGUCGUCUGUGGAGCCCGAGCCUCUGGGGGGGGUCCCGUCUGACGACUCCCCCAUUACCCCCAUGUGCGAGGUCACUGGAGGACGCUCGUACAGUGUCUUCUCCCAGCGCAUGUUGAACCAGUGUCUGGAGUCUUUGGUCCAGAAGAUCCAGAGCGGAGUCGUCAUCAACUUUGAGAAGAGCGGCCCAGACCCGGCCGUGCUCGAGGAUGCCCCGGUGGAGCCGCAGAAACCCGGCCCUCAGCCCUGGCACUGCUGCCACAAACUCAUCUACGUUAGACCAAACCCUAAGACCGGAGUCCCCAUCGGGCACUGGCCCAUCCCUGAGGCCUUCUGGCCCGACCAGAACUCCCCCACGCUGCCGCCGCGCUCGGCUCAUCCUCACGUCCGCUUCUCGUGUCUGGACUCGGAGCCGAUGGUCAUCGACAAAGUUCCCUUUGACAAAUAUGAACUGGAGCCGUCGCCGCUCACACAGUUUAUACUGGAGAGGAAGUCCCCACACUCCUGCUGGCAGGUGUUUGUGUGUAACAGUGCCAAAUACAGUGACCUGGGCCAGCCGUUCGGGUACCUGAAGGCCAGCACCGCUCUGAACUGUGUCAACCUGUUCGUCAUGCCCUACAACUACCCUGUGCUGCUGCCACUGCUCGAUGACUUGAUAAAAGUGCACAAGUUCAAGCCGACGUUAAAAUGGCGCCAGUCGUUUGAAAACUACUUGAAGACGAUGCCUCCGUAUUACAUAGGGUCGUUGAAAAAAGCGCUGAGGAUCAUGGGAGCUCCGAACCUUCUCGCCGACAACAUGGAGUACGGCCUGAGCUACAGCGUGGUGUCGUAUCUGAAGAAGCUCAGUCAACAGACGAAGAUAGAAUACGACCGGUUGAUCGCGUCCAUCGGUAAGAAGCAGCCUCCGGAGUCGGGGAUCAAGGUGCGGUGGAGGGGAGGGGGGGUUUCUCUGGCCCAGAGGAGAGACUUCAUCCAGCAGCUGCACAGUCUGACGGGAGACUGCCCUCUGCCCAUGGAGCUCAACAACAAAGAGUACCAGGGCUUCCAGCUCGCUCUCCUCAAUAAGGGUUUGAAGCCUCAGAGUUUCCGGAACCCGUACGACAUCCCGCGCUCGCACCUCCUGGACCAGCUGAGCCGCAUGAGGAGGAACAUCCUGAAGACCAACGUGUGCACGCUGAGAGGACACGACUCUGACCAGCUGCACAGCGUCCCCAUCGCUCAGAUGGGAAACUACCAGGACUUCCUGAAAGCUGCUCCUCAACCGCUCCGAGACGCAGACCCCGAGCAGCCCAAGCGUCUGCACACCUUUGGGAACCCCUUCAAACUGGACAAGAAGGGCAUGAUGAUCGACGAGGCGGAUGAGUUCGUGACGGGGCCUCAGAACAAAGGCAAGCGUCCGUCUGACAGCAGUAACCUCCAGGGGGGCGGGCCCAAACGCAGACGCUGUAUGUCCCCCCUGCUGCGGCUGGGACGAGCCUACACGCCCCCAGUGACUCCCCCCUCCACUCCCCCCUCCAGCCCCCGCCACGACACAGGUGAGCCAGAGGUCAUCCCAGAGGAUUCAGUGUCAUAG
Molecule: messenger RNA, 2064 nt
Organism: Knipowitschia caucasica
Lineage: Eukaryota; Metazoa; Chordata; Actinopteri; Gobiiformes; Gobiidae
Source: the annotation of a GenBank genome assembly